UGGUCAGAGAACACGUUGCAGCUCUGCAUUAAUUUCUUCAUUGACUGUGGGACAUUUUAUUAUUUAUUUACUUUUGGAACCAAACUAAACAUUAAAUAUUUAUUCCUGUAUCCUUGAGAUACAAUUCAUCUGGAGGGUGAAAGGGCAGAAUAUUGGAACAACUGAAAGGUAUGAGCUGCUGUUAGUUACCAAGGAGGAACCAAUCUGACAAACAAGAAGAAGUAGAAAAGACUCCAUACUGUUUGCAGCAUUCUGAAGGGUGUUACUGUAUCAAACCAACGUUCUACAGAUAUCAACCGGAACCAAACUAUUCUGACAAUUAUCUCAGUAGAUUUGACUGACGUCAGGAGAGAUGAGAGGUAUGUUUUCCCACCCUGCAGUCCUGUUCCUGUGGAUUCAGAGUGCUAGCGGAUGGAUGCAUCCCAAAUGCCAGAUUUAUGACAGUGGUGAAGACUUGGGAGACUUUGCCACCUGGACCUGCACCUACCUACGUCAUCAUGAAGAACAUUACACUGCUGCCUGUGAAGAUGUUACAGCCAUCGAGGAAGAUCUACUUGGACUUCCCCCUAAUAUCAAUAACCUCUGCAUAACUAUGACACAUGGCGAAAAUAGAUCCAUGUCUCUUGGCUUUUUCUCUCAGUUUCAGGAUCUGGAGUACCUGUACAUUGACGGCUGUUUUGCUCAAAUCCUUCCAACUGGGAAUAGCCACCUUCCAAAUCUGGAACACAUGUACUUGAUAGGUAAAUGGGGAAUGGGCUCUGGGUGCUGCGAUUGUCAUAUUGGGCCUCAUACAUUCAGAGAUCUAGUUAAGUUAAGUCAUUUGACCAUACAGGGUUACAGGUUAAGAGCAAUGGCCCCAGAUGUUUUCCAUGGCAUCCCUCAGUUACAAAGAUUCAGCAUUAGUGAACCCUGUGAAGAGGAUUUGUCAGAGAUACUAUGCAGAAUAAUGAAUAUAAAGUCACUUAUAGAGAUAACUGUAAACGCACUAGUGAUAAAAUCGUUAAACCAAUCAAACUGCUCCAACAACAAUCAAAACGUGACAUCUGUAUUUAACAAUCUAACAAGAGUUGACUUAUUAUUUGAUGAAAUAACACAUAUAGAGGAAGGUGCAAUGGCUUGGCUCCAGAACCUGACAAUUUUAAAUGCGGCUUUCAGCCAGGAAGUCCUACUGCGCCUUCCCCUUUCUGGGAUUAAGCAAAUUGUCACACCCUGCUGA
This is a messenger RNA of Coregonus clupeaformis (lake whitefish), 1216 nucleotides long. RefSeq lists its product as uncharacterized. Bases 353 to 1216 code for a protein of 287 amino acids. Lineage: Eukaryota; Metazoa; Chordata; Actinopteri; Salmoniformes; Salmonidae. The transcript is spliced from 2 exons. The record is from RefSeq and is a predicted model, not a curated record.